UCCUUUAAAACGACCCCUUGGGAUAACUUCAUCGCCUUCUUUCGUUUGGCCUUUGAUCUAUAGCUUUUUUGGUUUUCGUUUUCUCAAUCAGCCAAGUAUUGAUCCAUUCUUUUUCUCGCUUUUCAAAAAAUAUUUCUCCUCCUUCGUUUGAUUCAUUUCUGUUUUCAGAUCUAUUCUCUGUUGAGUUUAAAUCUAGAUCUAGGGUUUGGUUGAAGAAAUUUGGGAUUCUGAAAAAGUAGGAAUGAUUCUGGAUUUUCUAUGAGCUAUUCAAUUCUGUUUCGUCGGAUUCGCAUUCUACACUCUUUCUCCGUCGUUUAUCUGUACUAUUCGUACGUUUUCUCAUGAAGUAAUCAUUUCCGAUCUGAUUUGUUUCAUUCUCGAGCUUUUUCGUUCGAUCUAACUAAUUCUUUGGUAGUUUAGAGAAAGGGGAUUUUGAUCAAUCGUGUCUAGUAGUUUGUGGGUAAUCAACCUAUUUAUAUUAGGAAUCUAUAUAUUCUAUUGUUUAAUUUUGGUGAGAAAAGUCAAAAAAGCCAACGGGAAAUGGGGUCGUUGCAAAGGCAGACAAGUCCUGAUUCCGACAAUGAUCCGAGGUACGCGACGGUCACGGACGAGAGGAAAAGGAAGAGAAUGAUCUCAAACAGAGAAUCCGCUCGGAGAUCAAGGAUGAGGAAACAGAAGCAACUUGGUGAUCUGAUCAACGAAGUCACUCUUCUCAAGAACGAUAACGCCAAAAUCACUGAGCAGGUUGAUGCAGCUACAAGGAAGUACGUCGAGAUGGAGUCUAAGAACAACGUCCUGAGAGCACAAGCCUUGGAGUUAACGGACAGGCUAAGAUCAUUGAACUCUGUGCUUGAGAUGGUCGAAGAGAUUAGUGGUCAGGCUUUGGAUAUUCCAGAGAUUCCUGAAUCUAUGCAGAACCCUUGGCAGAUUUCUUGUCCAAUGCAACCAAUCAUGGCUGCUGCUGAUAUGUUUGAAUGCUGAGAGGAUUUCCUACCCAAAGAAGCAUUGAGAUUUCGUCUUGGUCGGGUUCCUCAUUUGUAAAAUUGAAGAGUAAUUGGUGAAAUGAGUCGUGUGUCAUCUUUAUAAGACUUUAGUCUCUUGUUUUUCCCGUAAUUUCAGUUUGUCUGGUCUUGUUCUGGUUUUCUAGCCAUAGUCCUCUAGUCUUGUGUCGUCUACAUAAUAUAAGUUUGUCAUGUAAUUGGUUUUUUUAUGUGUUUUUAAAUGAAUUCAAGCUUUGUUAUUGGCUUAUUGUUA
Messenger RNA from Eutrema salsugineum, 1254 nucleotides. Its product is annotated as bZIP transcription factor 53. The transcript has a single exon. Gene Ontology annotation, cellular component: nucleus. NCBI's taxonomy places the organism in Eukaryota, Viridiplantae, Streptophyta, Magnoliopsida, Brassicales, Brassicaceae. Gene Ontology annotation, molecular function: transcription cis-regulatory region binding; DNA-binding transcription factor activity. Bases 541 to 981 code for a protein of 146 amino acids. The record is from RefSeq and is a predicted model, not a curated record. Gene Ontology annotation, biological process: positive regulation of DNA-templated transcription.